Messenger RNA from Talaromyces proteolyticus, 861 nucleotides. RefSeq names its product RTA1 like protein-domain-containing protein. The coding region runs from base 1 to 861 and encodes 286 amino acids. Lineage: Eukaryota; Fungi; Ascomycota; Eurotiomycetes; Eurotiales; Trichocomaceae. The record is from RefSeq and is a predicted model, not a curated record. Gene Ontology annotation, cellular component: membrane. The transcript has 3 exons.
AUGGCGUCUUCCGAGACCAGCCAGUGGAAGGCUUACAACUAUAAUCCAUCGCUGGCAGCAGCAGUCGUCUUUAUUGUUCUAUUUCUCAUCGUUUCUAUUAUUCAUGUGUUUUAUCUCAUUCGUACACGGACUCUUUUCUUUAUUCCGUUCAUCAUUGGCGGACUCUUUGAGACUGUAGGGUACAUCGGCCGGGCGAUGAGUGCACAACAAUCGCCAAACUGGGCUCUCGGACCGUACAUUAUGCAGAGCACCCUGACCCUCGUUGCCCCCGCUUUGUUUGCUGCCAGUAUCUAUAUGGAACUCGGAAGGAUCAUUCGGGUGGUUCAUGGAGAGCAACUCGCACUUGUCCGUGUGACUUGGAUGACAAAGUUUUUUGUUGCGGGCGAUGUGCUCUCUUUCUUGAUGCAGGCUACAGGUGCCGGAGUCCUCGCAAGCUCUCAUUCCUCAACAAAUUCCACGGGUACUCACAUCAUUGUCGGCGGUCUUUUCUUACAACUCAUAUUCUUCGCAUUCUUCCUUGCUAGCGCCAUCACAUUUCAAAGGCGGAUCCAGAAACACCCGACCCCGGAAUCUGUGGCUGACUAUAUCCCCUGGACAAAACAUAUGAUGGCUCUGCAUACGUCCAGUGUCGUCAUCCUUAUCCGGUCGAUCUUUCGUGUAAUUGAAUAUCUGCAGGGGCAGGAUGGGUCUCUGCUGUCGACGGAAACGUAUCUGUAUAUUUUUGACGCGAGCCUGAUGUUCCUGGUCAUGGUCACCUUCAUUUAUAUUCACCCGAGCGAGAUAAACUGUUUGUUAGGAAAGGGGCAUAGACACGUCACCCGUGGAGGUCUGGCAUUGACUGAGUUUAAGAUGGGCGUUUAA